Leptosia nina is the source of this 1458-nucleotide messenger RNA. Lineage: Eukaryota; Metazoa; Arthropoda; Insecta; Lepidoptera; Pieridae. The record is from the annotation of a GenBank genome assembly.
AUGGACACGGAAUUCCUGAGAUACAAAUUCGAAGAUGGACACGACGGAGUCAUAACGAAGACCAAAUUCAAGAUUGGUAUACGCCACGUCCAAGUUCUUUAUAUGAUCCUGUGUUCAGUCGUGAUGGGAAUCCUGCGAGGCAGCACUGCUGUUGGCAUAUUGGCUAUUUCUGAUUCUGACCGUAAUAGCUCUUUUGUUGAGAUCCACCAUUGGUGCAGACGAGUCCAGGGUACAAUCCUAUCCUCCUUCUUCUUCGGGUAUGGCUUAAGUUUGAUACCAGCUGAGGUAUACCUUUCUCAGCUUGGAGAGAAGUUUGUUCUAACUUCUGUUCUUCUAAUUAAUGGUGCUUUCUCUUCUGCGAUGCCUAUCAUUGUGAACAAGGGCGGUUGGAUAGCUACAUGCAACGCACAGUUUUUGUUAGGCAUGACUCAAGCAUGUUUGACUCCAGUGAACCAGAAACUGAUCAGCAACUGGCUUCCACCUCACGAGAGGUCAUCAUCGAAUUGCUUAGUGCAAGGAGGUCUUAUACUAGGAAUUAUAAUCGGUCUGCCAAUAUCCGGUAUGUUGACUGAAUCUCGACUUGGUUGGGAGCUGGUCUUCUAUUCGCAAGCUAUGAUGGCGUUUUCCAUGGCAGCCAUAUGGGGUCUGUUGACAGCAAGUUCACCGGAUAACCACAAAGCUGUCAGCGACUGGGAGAGUGAUUUCAUAAAGGAGUCUUCGAAGCUAUAUCGCAAGAAAACGUUGAAAAACCCAUGGAGCUGCAUCUUGAGUACUCGUCAGUUCUGGGCUAUAGCCGGCGCUCACGCUGCAACCAAUGUCAUCUUUACAUUCUUUCUGGUGGAUAUGCCAGCGUAUCUGAAGAAUCAUUUAUCAUUGGUUGACGCGACAUUUCAAACAGCUCUAGCAUUCGCUGCAAUGUGGGUAGUUUACAUUUUGACAGCACCAACUCUCGACUGGGCGUACCGCAUUCGACUUGUCGAUCACUUCUUCGACACACGGCAUUUUAGGAAACUGAUCAACGGGUUUGGCGUAUUGUGUAUGUUAAUCGGUCUAACAAUAUUACCAAACUGCGUACCUGGAGAUCAGUGGAGUGUCACAGUUCUGAUGGCAACAUUGGGGACACUAGGGUUGCAGUACUCUGGAUUCCUCGAAAAUCACAGAGACAUGACACAAAAUUUCGCUGAAACUUUGUUUGUUAUGACAAGUGCAGUUGCGAGUGUCGUUGGCGCAACUGUUCCUUUGCUUACUGGAUUUCUUGUGUCUCAUGCAGAUGACACAGAUCAAACGGGCUGGAGGAUAAUGUAUUUCGUUUUGUCUGGCUUCGUUAUCGCGUCUGGUGUUUUUUACACGGCCUGCGGGGACAGCGAUCGGCAGUUCUGGGACGGUCCCCGAAAUAAAUUUGGAUACACGAACGACCCGAGUAAUCUGGAGUUGGAGGAAUUUGAAUCAAAGAGUUAA